Paramuricea clavata is the source of this 4175-nucleotide messenger RNA. NCBI's taxonomy places the organism in Eukaryota, Metazoa, Cnidaria, Anthozoa, Malacalcyonacea, Plexauridae. The record is from the annotation of a GenBank genome assembly.
CAACAAGUCACAGGAUAUCGUCUGCACGUAACAAGUUGUUCCAAUAAGUCUGAUAUCGUCUGCGCGUAACAAGUUGUUAACAAGUUGAUGACAACAAGCUCGUAGCAACCUGUUACGAACAGCCUGUAUUAGUCUUGUUGGAACAACUUUAGCAAAUCUGUUAACGUCAUCAACCUUGUAACAAGGUGAUAACAACUUGUUCCAGACUUGUCACAACAACUGGGAACAAGCAGUGCGAACACAUCUUGGUAUCGGCUUGACAACCAACUUUUUGUCUCAUCUUUCAUUAAUUAAGAGUGUUGAAAUCUGACUAUGUACACAUCCGCCUAUCUCUUGCAGAUCAAAGGCUUGAUUGCUUAAUAAGUCGUAUUGUUCAACUACAGCUCGAUAAUAUGGCUAUUUCUUGUUACACGUUCUUAAAUUUCUUUGCAUUAAUUUGCUGCACGAGACCUACGCUGUGUAAUGCUGCUACUGAAGUGGAUGUACUCAUUCUCGGGGCAGGACUAUCGGGAAUCACAGCGGGCCAUCAUCUUCAAAACAAUGGCUUCACAAAUUUUCUCAUACUCGAAGCUCAAGAUUAUGUCGGCGGGAGAAUAAAGCAAGUGAAAAUUGGCAAUGUGACCGUGGGCGAAGGGGCGAACUGGAUUCAUUAUGUGGAAGAGGGGGACGAUAAUCCACUCCUGGGCUUUGCCAACGAAAUAAAUCUUCGGAGACAUUCGAAUAACUACAGUGAUUAUAAUCUGAGGUAAGCGAAACUAAAUUAAACUAACUUUAUUUAUACUGGACAGCUCUAUAGUUCUAAACUGUUCUUCCUAGAGAUCCAGUAAGGAUCAUUUCUUAUUGAUCCAGUGUUACUAAAGGCGGAAACCUAAACUAAACCGGCUAACUUUAUUUAUACUGGAUAGCUCUAUCAGUUCUAAACUGUUCUUCCUAAAGGUCCAGUAAGAUUCAUCUCUUAUUGAUCCCGUGUUACUAAAGGCGAAAACCUAAACUAAACUAACUUUAUUUAUACUGGAUAGCUCUAUCAGUUCUAAACUGUUCUUCCUAAAGGUCCAGUAAGGUUCAUCUCGUAUUGAUCCAGUGUUACUAAAGGCGGAAACCUAAACUAAACUAACUUUAUUUACACUGUCUUCCUAGAGGUCCAGUAAGGUUCAUCUCUUAUUGAUCCAGUGUUACUAAAGGCGGAAACCUAAACUAAACUAACUUUAUUUACACUGUCUUCCUAGAGGUCCAGUAAGGUUCAUCUCUUAUUGAUCCAGUGUUACUAAAGGCGGAAACCUAAACUAAACUAACUUUAUUUACACUGUCUUCCUAGAGGUCCAGUAAGGUUCAUCUCUUAUUGAUCCAGUGUUACUAAAGGCGGAAACCUAAACUAAACUAACUUUAUUUACACUGUCUUCCUAGAGGUCCAGUAAGGUUCAUCUCUUAUUGAUCCAGUGUUACUAAAGGCGGAAACCUAAACUAAACUAACUUUAUUUACACUGUCUUCCUAGAGGUCCAGUAAGGUUCAUCUCUUAUUGAUCCAGUGUUACUAAAGGCGGAAACCUAAACUAAACUAACUUUAUUUACACUGUCUUCCUAGAGGUCCAGUAAGGUUCAUCUCUUAUUGAUCCAGUGUUACUAAAGGCGGAAACCUAAACUAAACUAACUUUAUUUACACUGUCUUCCUAGAGGUCCAGUAAGGUUCAUCUCUUAUUGAUCCAGUGUUACUAAAGGCGGAAACCUAAACUAAACUAACUUUAUUUACACUGUCUUCCUAGAGGUCCAGUAAGGUUCAUCUCUUAUUGAUCCAGUGUUACUGCAGGAGGAAACCUAAACUAAACUAACUUUAUUCAGUUAGUACUAGAUAGCUCUAUAUAUCAGUUCUAAAGCGUUCUCCGUAGAGGUGCAGUAAUUAAGGCUCAUCUCUUAUUGAUCCAGUGUUACUACAGGAGGAAACCUAAUUAACUAAACUAACUUUAUACUGGUAGCACCUCUAUCAGUGUUUAUUCCGCAGUUCUGAACUGUAAACAUUUAUCUCAAGUCAAGGCCGCCUUUUGUUCACCAAAACCAUAGACUAGUAUUUGUUAUACACUUAUCAAGUUUUCCUUGGCGGCCCUACACACGAACAAAUUUUCCUUGUCCAAAAGCUGGCAUGACUAGUUUUGGAACAAGAAUGGCAAGGAAUUGGAAAAAUUUAUCGUACACACGCGAGCAAAUAAAACUUGUCAAGUAAAAUAUGCCCGUCUGUACGGGGCUUUAAUCAGUGUUGACGAAACCCAUUUCACUUUAUUUGUUCACAGAAAUUCUAUUCACGACAAAGAAGAUCUUAGAAAAACUUUGAAAAACUUUAAAGAAAUAGAAGAGAAAAUUGUCGAGGAAAACGAAAAGAACCCGCGAAACGGGGACCAGCCUUUGGGCGCCUUGUUGGCACAGAAUGGCUGGCUCCCAGACACAACCUUAAAACGAACUGUCGACUGGUGGUAUCUGGACUUCGAGUUUGCUGUAAAACCAGCAGAAAUCUCUGUCCGUCAUUUUUCGGGCCUACCCCAGGUAAAUGACAUCAUCACGGACUCCCGAGGCAAUAAAGGAAUCAUCGAUCACUUGGCUCAAAACAUCACGAGUAAAAUUAAAACGGAGAAAGUCGUCAAGCAAAUCAAGUAUGACUCAAGCGGAAUCGAAGUGCGCACAAGCGAUGGCGAAAUCUUCAAGGCCAAGUAUGGUUUGUGUACAUUCAGCACCGGCGUCUUGGCCUCGGAUCUGGUGGAGUUUAUUCCGGAGUUGCCCAAAUGGAAGAGAGACGCCAUAAUCAGAAUUCCUCUCGCGUACUAUACCAACAUUUACGUGAAGUUUCCAAACGCGUUCUGGGAAGACAACGAGUUUAUCUACAACGCUGGGUCAUUUACUGAGGCGUUCCCCGCCCUGUAUAAUCUGAACAAGAAAGGAAUUCACGAAGGGUCAAAUAUUCUGUUAUUUACUGCAGUCGAAGAUCAUUCUCUUCGCAUCGAGGCACAAAGCGAGAAUGAGACGAAGGCCGAAGUUAUGAAAACAUUGAGAGAAAUGUAUCCGAAUGUCAAUAUUCCAGAGCCCACAGGUAAAGCAGAUCUGGUCAUUGGAGAAUUCAAUCAGAAGUUUAUAUUGCUACAUUGCACGUAAAAACGAACAAGUUGUAACAAAUCUGCAUGCGCAGCAGACACUCUGCAACGUUAUUCCUAGCCUGCGAGCAGGCUCUCUAACACAACAGACUAGAGUUGUCUCAACUUACAAAUUGUUCCAACAACUUGUGAACAGAAUGUGUUCGCACUGCUGUUCCCAACUUGGUGACAAGUUGUCAACGGCUUGCUGACAACUCGCUACAAGGUUGUUGAGCUCAACAGAGUUGUUCCAAAUUGUUCCAACAACUUGUUAUCGUCCUGCAAUUCAACAAUUUGUCAAUAAAUUGUGAAUGACAAUCUUGAGCAACUUGAUACAAUAACGGCAUUGUUACAACUUGUUGACAAGCUCGCUACAAGGUUGUUGAGCUCAGUAGACUUGUUCCAAGUUGUUCCAACAACUUGUUAUCGUCCUGCAAUUCAACAAUUUGUCAACAAACUAAGUUGUGAGUGACAAUUGCAAUCUUGUAGCGACUUCAUAAAAUAACAGCAUUGUUACAACUUGUUGACAACCUUUGCUAGAAGGCUUUUGCGAACACAACUCGUUGACAACUUGUGAGAAUUUUACGUGUGUAAAAACACAAAAUCUAUUGAAUUUUUAGAGAUCUACGUUGGUCAGUUCAAUCAAAAUCCCUACGUACGUGGUUCGUAUAGCAAUGCCGUUGUUGGUGCUACGUUCGCUGACUUUGAUAAUUUGCAAGGUCGUUUGGGUGGCCUGUUCUUCGCGGGAGAGGCAACCGACGUGGAUUACUGGGGGUAUAUGCAGGGGGCUUAUAUUACUGCUUUAAAGCAAGCAAAGGUGAUCGUCAGCUGUCUAAAUGGAAAGGAAUGUCCCGAGUAUGAGCCGAAGGAUGAUGAUAUAUGUAAAACUACAAACGAGGCUAGUCCUAGCGCUCGAAAUAUUGCCCUGUCUUCUUUAGCUUGUAUUUUCUUGCUUCUCUCUGUCGUGUUUAACUGAGAUUUGUGUUGUUUUUCCUAUAUGCAUCUUCUUAUGAAAAUUUCACAUAUGAUUAGUCACAUGUCAAAAUACCUUUUCAAAACUUG